AUCAAUAGUGAAUUAUUCGGAGCGUGAAAUGAACAUUUAUUAACCGCAGCUUUUUGACUUAGUUAAAAGUAAGAAACAUAUUUCAUAAGAAAAAUAUUUUUUGCUCAUAAAAGGGAAAAGCAUUACAAUGUCGAAAGAAAAAUCAGAAUUUUUAGAUGUUGAUCCAAAUUUUGCAACAAAAGCCAUUCACGUUGGCUCAGAGCCUGAACAAUGGCAUUCUUGGGCUAUGGUUCCACCAAUUUCAAUGGCCACAACAUUUAAACAAAUGUCACUCGAUAAUUCCAAGGGUUAUGAGUAUGGACGUUUAGAUAAUCCUUCGAGAGCGGUCCUUCAGAAAUGUUUAGCAGCCCUUGAUGAAGCAAAAUAUGGUCUAUGUUUUGCAUCUGGUUUGGGUGCAAUGACAGCUUUAGUCUCAUUAUUUAAUAGCGGUGAUCAUGUUGUAUGUGGUGAUGAUAUUUAUGGAGGUACAAAUGAAUUACUUCGUGAAGUAGUUAGUCGUUUAGGAAUUGAAAUAUCAUAUGUUAAUACCACGGAUGUCGCAAACAUUGCCAAAGCAAUUAAGCCAAAUACAAAAUUAAUAUAUUGUGAAACACCCACCAAUCCAACCUUAAAAGUAACAGAUCUACGAAAAGUCGCCGAAUUAGCAAAAUCGAAAAAUAUUUUAACAGCUGUUGACAACACAUUUUUAACAAGUUACUUUCAACGGCCGUUAAAUUUAGGCAUUGAUGUAGUUUUAUAUUCGUUAACAAAAUACAUGAAUGGACAUUCCGAUGCAAUGAUGGGUGCAUUAGUCACAAGCAAUGAGGAAAUUUAUAAACGUUUAAAAAUCUUACAAAAUGCGAUGGGUAUUGUACCAUCACCUUUCGAUUGUGCCAUGGUUACACGUGGCUUAAAAACACUGGCGGUACGGAUGAGAGAACAUAUGUCGAAUGCAUUGAAAGUUGGACAAUUUUUAGAGAAACAUCCGGCUGUUGAAAAAGUUUUACAUCCAGGUUUACCUUCUCAUCCUCAAUAUGAAUUAACUAAGAGUCAAACUUCUGGCCACAGUGGAAUGCUAUCAUUUUAUUUAAAAGGAGGUCUUGAAGAAUCACGUAAAUUUUUCAAAGCUAUUAAGAUAUUCGCUUUAGCUGCAAGUCUGGGUGGUGUUGAAAGUUUAGCUGAACUUCCAACUUUAGGGGCUCAUUUGCACGUACCAGCCAAACAAAAAGCUGAACAAGGAAUUACCGACAAUCUAAUACGAUUAUCCGUUGGUAUAGAAUCUAUUGACGAUUUACUAGAAGAUUUGGAUCAAGCUUUAAAGGCUGCAACAAGUUGAUGUUUAAGCUUUUUUUUUUACUUAUUUUUAAAUAA
Messenger RNA from Chrysoperla carnea, 1350 nucleotides. RefSeq names its product putative cystathionine gamma-lyase 2. Gene Ontology annotation, molecular function: pyridoxal phosphate binding; cystathionine gamma-lyase activity. The transcript is spliced from 5 exons. The record is from RefSeq and is a predicted model, not a curated record. Gene Ontology annotation, biological process: transsulfuration. NCBI's taxonomy places the organism in Eukaryota, Metazoa, Arthropoda, Insecta, Neuroptera, Chrysopidae. Gene Ontology annotation, cellular component: cytoplasm. Bases 128 to 1315 code for a protein of 395 amino acids.